AUGAAUCAGAAAAUAAAAAUUGCCUUUAUACACCCUGACUUGGGAAUUGGUGGCGCCGAAAGGCUCGUUGUUGAUGCAGCUGUAGGAUUACAAGAGAGAGGUUUUGAAGUAACCAUCUACACAAGUCAUUGCGACAGGAGUCAUUGCUUUGAGGAGAUAAAAAGUAAUAGUUUGAAGGUCGUGGUUUAUGGUGAUUUUCUUCCAACGAAUUUGGCCGGUAAGUUCUUUAUUUUGUUCUCUAAUCUUCGACAAUUGAAUCUCACAACGCAGAUGGUCCUGAAAGGUGAAGUUGGUGUACAUGAUGUGUUUAUUGUGGACCAAUUAUCCACAUGUGUUCCUCUCUUACAAAUUUUCGGGCGCAUGAAAACGCGUGUCAUGUUUUACUGUCAUUUUCCGGAUCAGCUCUUAGCCAAGAGACAAGGCUGGGUUAAAAAAUUGUACCGCGUUCCAUUCGAUCUCUUAGAGCAGGUCACAAUGGCGUUUGCAGACUCAAUCGUGGUGAACUCGGGCUUUACAAAAUCUGUUUUCCGUAAAACAUUCACUUUUCUUCAAUCUGAGCCGGAAGUCGUGUAUCCAUGUGUCAGUCUUGACCCGGUAACAAUUCCUCUUCAAGAUCAAAGUAUAUUACAAGAACUCAGGUUAGCUGAAAAUAAGUUUUACCUGAGUAUCAACCGUUUUGAGAGAAAGAAAAACAUCGAGCUUGCGCUCAAGGCCUUUGCCGAAUCGCAGGCCCCAGGGAACCGCUUCAAGUUGGUCCUAGCUGGUGGCUAUGACUACCGUAUUGAUGAAAAUAGAGAAUAUCUGAGAGAACUUGAAAAUAUCGUUAAACAAAGCGGCCUAUUUUCUGCUACCAUCCAUUUUAGCAAAGAUGUCACACCUUUGAAGUCAGAUAUUGCCUUGCAAUUGAAAAGUGCAGACAUCAUUUUUUUGACUUCCGUUUCAUCUUCCUUUAAGGAGCUUUUACUUCAAAAGAUGGAACUUUUACUUUACACACCAUCAUAUGAACAUUUUGGCAUAGUACCUCUGGAGGCCAUGAAAGCUGGGAAGCCAGUGUUAGCUGUUAGUAAUGGCGGGCCACUAGAGACAGUCGUUUCAUUAAAGCCAGGUCAAAACGACGAGGAAGCAACGGGUUGGUUGAGGCCACCAAUUGUAGAAGAAUGGGCUGCUGUGUUGAAUCAAUCCAAGGACAUUUUAAAACCGAAGACAACCAUUUUCCAUACAAACGGACCUCUCAGAGUAAAGGAGAGAUUUUCAAGAGAAGCUAUGACGCAUAGCUUCGAAGAAAACAUUCAAGAGUGCUCAUCUUGGCGCUACUACAAGGCUAGAAAGCAAAUUUUUCAAGUAAUGAGAGGAUUUAUCGCAUUUCUGCUGAUAAGUUGCCUGACAUUCCUUCCUAAAAUCUAUGCCUUUCUUUCCUUCUUCUCAAUCAUUUUUUUAUUGGAACGAGAAGCCUACCUUAUAAAUGAAUUACAUACCCACAUAGUUAAUUUCAAUAAAACACUACAGAGUCACCUCUGGUCGAUUCUAAAUAACGUUGUUUGA
Messenger RNA from Lachancea mirantina, 1542 nucleotides. The record is from the annotation of a GenBank genome assembly. NCBI's taxonomy places the organism in Eukaryota, Fungi, Ascomycota, Saccharomycetes, Saccharomycetales, Saccharomycetaceae.